Solea senegalensis (Senegalese sole) is the source of this 4070-nucleotide messenger RNA. RefSeq lists its product as uncharacterized. The record is from RefSeq and is a predicted model, not a curated record. The coding region runs from base 649 to 3084 and encodes 811 amino acids. NCBI's taxonomy places the organism in Eukaryota, Metazoa, Chordata, Actinopteri, Pleuronectiformes, Soleidae. Gene Ontology annotation, molecular function: semaphorin receptor binding; chemorepellent activity. The transcript has 14 exons. Gene Ontology annotation, biological process: neural crest cell migration; positive regulation of cell migration; negative chemotaxis.
GUUUUUGUCUCAUGUGGUUUGUUUUUGUUUUCCACUGAUCUCGGCUCUGUGGCUGUGGGAAUUGGACUGGUAACCGGUGGGAGCGACAGGCAGACACACAGCGCGGUGUAACUUGUCUGUCGUAUCUAAAGAUUAAAGGAUAUCCUAAUCUAAUAAUAGCAACCGAAAGACAGACUAAGCAGUAGUGGCACACACUGAUCCAACACUUAAAGCGCGGAUCCGGGGCGGUGGUGUCAGACUGCACUGCGGGGUCGCUGCUGCUGCAACUCCGGGACAAGUGACACAGUGAGUAUGAUGGUACCAUGAGCGUGGUCUCCUGCAGCACUCUUCACCAGUAGCCGGGCAGAAUGGCUUUUGCUCCUCCUUCCAGAGAACACAACAGCAGCUCAUUAGCUCUGCACUGGAGGUUAACGCCAACAUAGAUACUCACCACACAGGACUCUGACUUCAGACUCUCAGGCUUGGUUACACAUCUGUGUAUAAACUGCCUCAAAAACACGAUUCAUGUUGAGGACGGCGGCAACACAGCAGCAUAACACCAUCUGGAGCGGGACCUUGGAGCAGGUUCUCGCUCUGAUAAAGUGCUGUGCUGGCAGAGUUAUGCCGUGCAGCUCUUCCACACUGAGACACAAUCCUGGACUCUGAACCAUGUCUCUUCUCUCAGCCCUGAGCAUCGUCUGUGGAUUGAUGCUCCAUGUGGCAUUCAGUGCACUCAACAGUCACUACUGUGUCCCGAGAAAGACUGUACCUUACCAGAAUGAGCUGAAGCUGUUCAGAGAAGACGGCAUCUUCAACUACUCUACUAUGUUGAUGAGAGACGACCUCGGAGUGCUGCUGCUGGGGGCCAGGGAGGCCGUAUAUGCUCUGGACAUCAACGACGUCUCCGUGAGAAAAGCUGCGGUGUAUUGGCGAGUUACCGAGGAGAAACAAAGGGAGUGCACCUACAAGGGAAAACACGCCGAGGUGGAAUGUCGAAACUACAUUCGAACCCUGCACAGAAUGAAUGACACCACCAUGUAUGUGUGUGGCACAAACGCUUUUAGCCCCACCUGUGAUUAUAUGACAUUUGUCGGUGGACAGCUGAGGCUGCAGGGAAAGCCAGAGGAGGGAAAGGGGAAGUGUCCUUUUGAUCCCUUCCAGAGAUACUCCUCCCUCAUGGUCGGAAAUGACCUGUAUUCUGCUACUUCCAUCAAUUUCUUGGGCUCUGAGCCUGUUGUUCUGCGCAGCUCAAACUUGGCUCUCCGCACUGAGUUUAAGAGCUCCUGGCUCAGUGAGCCAAACUUUGUCUACAUGGACUUCAUGGGUGAGAGUUUUGACAGCUCUGAUGGGGACGAUGAUAAGGUUUACCUGUUCUUCAGCGAGAACGCCAUGGAGUACGAUUUCUACAGCAAAGUUGCUGUGUCUCGAGUGGCCCGAGUCUGCAAGGGGGAUAUGGGUGGCCAGCGGACGCUGCAGAGGAAGUGGACGUCGUUUCUGAAAGCUCGUCUGGAUUGUUCCCUCCCUGAACCCAGCCUGCCCCCAGUUGUCCAGGAUGUCUUCCUGCUGAAGCAUGAAGACUGGAGGAAGAGUGUCUUCUACGCUGUCUUCGCCCCGCAGUCGAGCUUGUCUCAAGUAUCUGCAGUGUGUGCGUACAGCGUGUCCGCAAUCAGAGAGAUUUUCAACGAGGGAAAGUUCAAGACGCCCGUUGCUGUGGAAACAUCCCAUGUGAAGUGGGUGAUGUACACUGGAGAAGUGCCAGUCCCCAGACCGGGAGCAUGCAUCAAUGAUGUGGCGCGCAAAAUGGGCAUGAAUCGCUCUCUAGACCUUCCUGACAAAACCCUCCAGUUCAUCAGAGAUCGCCCCCUAAUGGACGAAGCUGUUCGUCCUCUGACAGGAAGGCCACUGCUGAUCAAGAGAGGGGCUCUGCUGACUCGCAUCGUAGUGGACAGCACGCUGGCGCUGGACGGACAGAAAUAUGCCGUCAUGUUCAUCGGCACUGACAACGGUUACAUUCAGAAGGCCGUUAACUACGAUGGAGAAAUGUUCAUAAUUGAGGAGCUCCAACUUCAUGAAAACCCCGAGCCUAUCAACAUCCUGCAACUCUCCUCGACAAAGGGUCAGCUGUAUGCAGGCUCAGAGUCUGGUGCUGUCCAGAUGCCAGUGAGUAACUGCGGCCGCUACGACACGUGUGUGGACUGUGUCCUGGCCAGAGAUCCGUACUGUGCCUGGGACUUUUCCAGUGAGCGCUGCUCCUCCGUCCAAAGCCUAACCCGCUCCUCAGACACUGCAGUGCAGAGUCUGAAGGAAGGAGACGUCUCACGCUGUCCUCAGCCAGAUCCAGUAGCAGCUGUAGAAUUGACCCUCGUUCCAGAGAACAACAUCCAUCUGCCUUGCCAACUCCACUCCAACUUGGCCCAGGUCCUGUGGCAUUUCUCUGAGCAAACACUUCACUCCAAUCACAAAUACUACAUCCACAGUGGAGGACUGCUCAUCAUGAGUGCGACCGAGUCAGACGCUGGUCUUUACACCUGCGAUUCAGUAGAGCAGAUCAACGGCAGGACAUACAACCGAACUGCGGCGGUUUAUCGUUUACAGCUCUACUCUGACCCAGGGGUGGGGGGCAACACCACUCCUGGCAAUGAGGUGACAAAUUCCUUUGACUCUGCUAACACAGCUACACCAGAGCCGGGGCCAGACGACACCGGCGAGGACCCGCCCACCCCGGAGAAUCUAAACGACACCGGCAGGGUAACGCGUUUGGAGGUGGCCGUGGCUCUGCUGUCGCUGCUCUGCCUGUCUUUGAUGGGGGUCAUGCUCUACAUCUGGCUCCGGGGACGCUGGAAAUGCUGCAGGUUUGCGCCCGUGCUGCAGAACGCGAGCGAGAGAGAGAACGGGAAGCAGCAGUCGUGUGAAUACAUGCACAUACAGAACAGGAGUUCAGACAUUAAGAUGCUGGGGCCUGAAUCUGUGAGACCAUGCGCCGCCAAUAAUAAUCACCACACUGCUGUUGACUUCAAAGGGAACGGAGAGCACCACUUCACACCUAUGGCCAACAUUUCAAGUCUGGAUGGUCUUGGAUACAUAAAUGAUGAGUCAGAGAUUUGACUGUGCUGAUGUAUAGAAGUCUGAGACCAACACCAGUGCACUAAUUAUCUUCCUAUAUGUGAGCAUCUAACAAGUCACUGUUCUCAGGAAUGAUUUUCACUUUGAAAAUUCUGUUCAUUGGUGUCCUGUUUCUCCCUGCACCGUCUUUAAUUUUUUACCCGGCAGCUGAUGUAACUUUUUCCUGGAGAAAUUUCCUCUCCAGGAAAUAGUUGAAAAGACUUUUAAAUAUAUGUAUUUUUUCAUACAAUGACAAAUUGUGAAUAUACUUUGUGUAAUAUAUCGUGUACAGCCAAGACUUUUUUUUAAAAAAAACCUGUAUUUAUUUGGAGCAAAGACAUUUUUAUUUUAGCUUUAAAACCCUUGUAAACUGAAGCUCUUGCUCAACAGCAAUUGAACAAGUAGUACUUUUCGAUCUCAUUUCAUUUUAUGGACACUGCUGUUUACCUUAGACAACAUUCAUCAGAGAGCAUACCAUCAUCUUUGGCUGUGUUAAUGAUUAAUCCACACUCUGAAUUGCCCUUUCAUUGCUUUGUGGCUGACAAAAAAAAGAAAAGAAAGAGAGCUACAGAUGCACCUUUGUACUGUAUGUCAGCAUUAAAGCGAAACUCAGAAGGUAAUACACAGUGAACUUUAUACCUCCAUAACCAAAAGAAAUAAUAGUGUCCUCUCACACCAGUGAAUGCUGCAUCAUUAAAAGAGCAGUAGUGUAAACAAUGGUUACUUGUUAGGCACAUGCUAUUAUAUACACUGUAAAAUGAUGUUAAAGGCACAUCACAGGUAAGAACAGGUGACAAACUCUUUGUUCAUAAUAAUAAUCCAUAUAAAAUAAAAAUGUCUCUUAUGUAGCAGAUAAAUUUGUUUUUUACACAAUACUUAAAAAACUCUAACAAGCACUGAAGAGAUGAGCGAGUUGUCAUGAUCUGAAUUCGAGGUAUACUGUAUAUUUCUCUCAUCAGGUAAAAGAUCAAUAAAAGAUUGCCAAUGCA